Aspergillus fumigatus Af293 is the source of this 867-nucleotide messenger RNA. RefSeq lists its product as uncharacterized. Lineage: Eukaryota; Fungi; Ascomycota; Eurotiomycetes; Eurotiales; Aspergillaceae. The record is from RefSeq and is a predicted model, not a curated record.
AUGGCCGAACGACCCCGGCCGACAGUCCUCCGGCGUGUCCUGACGGCAAUCAUCGACCCCGUUGAUCGCGAGGAACAGGGCUACCAUCAAUACCCUACAAUGCGCGGACUCCACGACCCAGAAAACGAGGGUCUAUAUAUGGGCUCCGCGAAUAAUCCCCAACUCGCCCGGCGCCUGACGGUAGCAACCACCCACGCCAGCACCUUGAUCCCCCCGUCAGACAAACUGCUCGUUUUCCGCGCUCUCACUGGCAUCGAUACCGUCCCGGCCCUAGCAAUCCCGCACCAUCAUCCACGUAGCGCGCCCAACGUCGGCAUCUACACGCGCGUCGUGCGCGCCGAGCAAGCCGCCGCACAGCAAUUCCGCUUUUUCAGCAUCCUCAUGAACACCUGCCUGGGCAUCCAGAUCGUGGUUGCGGCCGCGCUGACGGCCCUCGGCGCCGCGCGCGGGCCCCACAACGCCGUCACAGCCUUUGGCGCCAUCAACACUAUCAUGGCGGGUAUACUGACCUACCUCAAGGGGUCUGGGCUGCCCGAUCGUUUGAAGCACUACCAGAAUGAAUGGCGGAACAUCCGGGAGUAUGUUGAGCAACGAGAGCGCGAGUUCUGCCUGGACGGCUGCCAGCUGGAUGUCCAGGCGGAGGUUGUUUUCAUCGAGAGCAUGUACGAGGGUGUCAAGCGAGAGAUCGAGGCGACCAAGAGCGGGGAGAAUCGCUCGUCGGCUGGACCGGGGCAGAUGCGUCGGUCGUUUCUGCCGCAGGCGCGCGCACCUGAAUUGCAGAAGCAGCCUGGGAAGCCUGUUGCGGGCAGCCCGGUGUCUGUUCCUGAGCCGGUAUUGGAGAAGAACCAGCCCUAUGAACGGGUGUGA